AUGCCAGUGUUUUAUACACCUAUUCCCCAGAACCUGCGCCUGGGCCUGGCCUAUGCCAGCGGCUCUAUCUUUGGGAACAACAGGACAGGUGACAGCCAGGAACACAACUAUAUUACAGCAAAUGAAGUAGCAUCACACCUGCCCCUUCAAAUGCUGCUGUAUUUCAAUGCCUUCUACUUCCCUUUCUGGUGGCUUUCUGAAGUAUUUACGCUGGAUGUGAAGUUUGACCUGCUGCCAAGAUACUAUCAAGGUCUUCUAGUGACGGGGAUAGCCCUGCUCACAGUAUUUGAGGGCCUAAGGCUUUACCUUGGCUAUGUGGGCAACCUGAAGGAAAAGGUGCCAGAGCUGGCCGGCUUCUGGCUGCUCACCUUCCUGUUUCAGCUGCCCAUCCUGCUGUUUUUCCUGACGGACGAGGGUACCAUCAUCUUGCCCCUGGAGAGGGCUGUGCACUCCAUCUACCUCCUCUUCAUCGUCUCUGAAGUUCUGGCAGCUUUCCUCGCCCUCAGGACCAUGAGCCGGAAGCUCACGCUCCAGUUCCACCUCCGCCAGUUCAGAGAGGUGGUGAGCCUGCAGCCCACAGGCAUGACCCCCUUCUUCAGCCUUCCUUACGGAAGAAGCGUGCUGCCAAUGCCCUCCACUAAAGACAUUCAGGUCUGA
Megalops cyprinoides (Indo-Pacific tarpon) is the source of this 657-nucleotide messenger RNA. Its product is annotated as transmembrane protein 17A. Lineage: Eukaryota; Metazoa; Chordata; Actinopteri; Elopiformes; Megalopidae. The transcript has 4 exons. The record is from RefSeq and is a predicted model, not a curated record. Gene Ontology annotation, cellular component: ciliary transition zone. Bases 1 to 657 code for a protein of 218 amino acids. Gene Ontology annotation, biological process: non-motile cilium assembly.